Salvia miltiorrhiza (redroot sage) is the source of this 4376-nucleotide messenger RNA. Its product is annotated as FIP1[V]-like protein. NCBI's taxonomy places the organism in Eukaryota, Viridiplantae, Streptophyta, Magnoliopsida, Lamiales, Lamiaceae. The transcript is spliced from 9 exons. The record is from RefSeq and is a predicted model, not a curated record. Bases 98 to 3325 code for a protein of 1075 amino acids. Gene Ontology annotation, biological process: mRNA processing.
GAGCAUAUAAAAUGUCACAGUCGCUAUUGGCGUUUUAACCAUCUCCCAAAACCCGCAUUUCUCUGUGUAACUGAAGCGCGCGCGUUCAUGGAGGAAGAUGAGUUCGGAGAUCUCUACAUGGACGUUAUUCGCCUCAUCGAGGCGCGGUUUCAGCCGCAGCACAAGGACUCCUGGGCCGGACGCAGCUGCCGUGAAGGCGGCGGCGUCGCAGGACCGAUCGGUUGAUCUUAACUUCGACAAUGACGAUGAGAAGACUCCGCAUUUGAAAGCCGGUACUGCCCCAGGCCGGAACUUGAAUUCCUACACUCAAGAAAAAACCCUUCCCGCGCGCGGGGGGUUUAAUUUGAAUUUGGAUUCCAACUGGGAGGCGACAGCGAGGAUUGAUGGCUUAGUUGGAAAGGGAGGUGAUGGUUUGGGUUUUGAGGCUAGGGUUUUGGAGAAUGGAAAUGGAUUGGAAUUACGUGGAAAACCGAGUUUUAUGGAUGAUGAUGAUGAUCUAAAUAUAAUCUUGGAAGAAAGGGAGGAGAAAGGUAAGGAAUUGGUGGAGAAAAACAAUAACAAUUUCAUGAUAAAAGAGGACAAGAAGUAUGCACGUGCUGUUCGAGAAGAAUUUACCAUUAAUUUUGUAAAUGACGCUGCGAUUGAUGAAAUGGGACCGGAGCAGAGUAUUCGGGGGCUCUCCGGAAGAAUGGAGAAUCCCAGCGUUCCAUAUAUUGGGGAUGAGUGGGAGAGCGAGGGGACUUAUGAUGAUCUGCAGAUAGUGUUAAAUGAUAACAACCAUGGGCCAAUGGGGAUAAAAAGGAUGCCAGGAAUGAUUGAUGAUGAUAAAGAUGAUAAAGGGGAGCCAUUGGUGAUAGUUGUAGAUAAUGGUGAUGACGGCCAACAUCAUCAGCAGGCACAGAGGAUGGUGGGUGAGCAAGAGCCGGGUGGCAAGGAAGAGGGAUGCGGGGAUACAGAGAAGGAUUUGGGUGAUGCCUCUAAGGCAAGUGGUGAAGGAGGUGUCAAUGCUCCAGCAGCUGCACAGACAAAGAUUGUAUACAGCAACCAGUCGUUCCAUAACCCAUUCUCUUCACAGUUCAAGUACGUAAGACAUGGUGCAGCAACUUUUCCAGGUGCUGCUGGAGGCAUCACAGGUCAAAUUCGUCCACUUAUCAGCAUGGUCCCUCCAGCUGAACGUGGAAGUGAUGUUUGGAGGCCACCAGGAAUGAAGUGGCCCAUGCCCAUGCAAAAAGGAUAUCACCCUGGUUAUGGAAUUCUGGCUAGGAGAGUUAAUGUAGCAGGUCAUGGAAGUGGAUUCGAUUUCAGGCUUCCAUCAUACAAGUCAAUAUUUGAAGUUGAUAUUGAUAGUUUUGAAGAAAAACCUUGGAAACUUCCUGGCAUAGAUGUGUCUAACUUUUUCAACUUUGGUUUGAAUGAGGAUAGUUGGAGGGAUUAUUGCAAACAACUGGGACAACUCCGGCUUGAGAUGACUGUGCAAAGCAGAGUUCGUGCUCAUGAAAGCGGCAAGGCAGAACAGAAUUAUGAUCCAGAUCUUCCACCAGAGCUUGCAGCAGCAGUUGGUAGCCAAGAUAAUCCAUCUGAAAAUGCAAAUCAUGGAAAGAUAGAUGCUGGUGCUGACUCAGCGAGACGGACCUCUCCGGUUGGCAGACCAAUACCAGUAGAAACCGGUUCCUGUGAUCGUCUGCCAUCAAUUGAUACAAAAUGUCUAAGAAUGCAUGAUAUGGAUGCCAUUAUUGAGAUCAUCUGCCACAGUUCUAAGGAUGGUGAUGACGUAUCAGAGCAACAUGACAAUGAUCCAGCAAGAAAGGAUCAUGUUGGAGGAUGUGAUGAAACUGAUGGUCUUCAACAGGAUGAUGCAGACCAUAUGGAUAGCUUUUCACCUGAAUAUAAUGGUGAUAAGUGGGGAUUUGAUUCAAGAAGACCACUGCCAAAGAACACUGCCCAUAAUCAUGAUAUUCUAAGAGAGGAUGUCUCGCAUCUUCCUUCAGAAGUAAAUGGUCAUCCCCGUACUGAUAGGGAUACUGGUCCCCCACAUGAGGAGAGGUCUAAGAAAGGAAGGAGGCACGUCAGAUCGCCUUUUAUGUCUGCUAGUGAGAAUAUAAAAGAAAAUAUUGCGGGUAAUCUGAAGGAAGAAUCAUAUCGUGCUGGGGAUGGUAAGCUAAGGCCUUCCUCGUCAUCUUCCGUCUCCGUUGGAUCUGAUAGGGAGUGCGUUGUAGUAGUUGGGGAUGAGACCGAUGAUGAUUCAGUAAUGGAUGAUAGAAGCUUGAAUAUGGAAAGAGUGGAAAUCGCUUCGGAUCCUCGGAACAGGGGUACAUGUGAAGAUGAGGACUUAGUAUGUUCAACAAAGAAACAAAAGCUAAAUUUGCAUCCAGAUUCGGGAGAGUAUGAAGAUGGGAGAGACUCAAACACUGCAUGGAGUAAUGACUGCAGAGCAAGAUCAGGAAGUAGUGAAUAUCUUCAGAUUUCUCCUGGUGAUGUUGAUGACGAAGUCCUUCAGCAUAGGCACUCUCUACGAGCAGGAAAAAGCAUGAGAGAAGUAGGAGAUGAGGGUAUUGCUCAAAGGAAAGAUAGCUAUGGUGGAGAAGAAGCUGGAAGACAGAACAUGGUGGUAAAAGAGAGAGACGGGUUUUGUUCACGUAGAGGUGGGCAUGCUAACUCAUCACUUCAUUUGCAUGGGAAAAUGGGGAGUGCGUACUGGUGGAAGGAGAGUGAUAUAUCUGAAGGAACAUGGAAUCGGAGAGAUGAGGAUCGUUAUGGUGGAAGAGAAAGACUUGAAGACCCUAGAAAGAGGGAGCAUGGUUUGGAAUUCAGCUCCAGAAAUCAGAAUAAGCCUAGACAAAUAGACAAGAGUGAGAGAGAUGAUCAUCGCCAAUCAAGAAACCAGCUAGAUAAUGGCAGUUGGAUGGGGACUAAUCAUGAAUAUGAUAUCAUAGGAUCCAGACAAAGAGAUAGGGAUGAUCAUCUAAAUAGUUGGAGUGGAAGAGUGCAUGUGAGACGGGUGCAUGCAGGAAUGGAUGAUAUCUAUCAUAGUCAUAUUGAAUGUAGCAUCCGAAGGAAGAGAGAGAGGGAUGAUGGCUCUGAUCAGGAUGAUGAGAUGCACUAUGCCCGUCAAAAAGGGGGGGAAAAGCUGAGAGAGCGUGAUAAAUGGCAUUGGACUAAACAAGAUGAUCAUUUAUGGAGGAGGGAACGAAUAGAAACACGGCCAAUGAUGCGAAGUGCACUAGCUGCUGAAGAAAAAACAUGGAUAAGUCAUUUAAGGGGUAACGAUGACUACAAAGGGAUCCAGCAGAGAAUUCCAUCUGAAGUAUAUAGACUGGAAUGGUAAUCUAUUUAAGCAAAGGGGCCGAGUUGAAAAUGAUUUUUUACGUCAGAGGAGCCGUGAAGAUGUUUAUGCUCUUAGAAAUCAACUCAUCAACAACGAAAAGAGAUCAAGAUACAAGAAGUCCACCUGUCGUAAUGAACAUGUGUCCUAUGGUUCAGAUACUUCUAGGAUGCGUGAAAACAAAAGGAAACAAACUAGUCGAAAGUGUAGAGAAAUGGACAGUGGAGGCCAUCGUUCCUUGAUACCUCCCAAGAGGAACCAGGGUGAAGAUGGUGGUUCAGUACGUGAGAUGGCAAACUUGAGUGGCAGAGACGAGCAACGAAGUUAUCAUGGUCAUACAAAUCAUCGGUCAUCUAGAAAGCACAGAGAUGAUGCUUCGACUGACAAUGAACAGCCUGACUCAAGGAGGGGGCGCCCCAAUUUGGAACACUGGACAAGCCAUAAGGAGACGGACCUAGCAACCACCCCUACUGCUUCAUCUUCUUUGAAAAGAAGAGAUCAAGAUACAUAUAACAGUAGUGGAAGAUCCUUGGUGACCAGGGCUCUUGAAGAUCCUUCCGGAAAGACAGAAGAUAAUCCACAGCCUUUGGUUGAAAAUUGAAGACACUGGUCCAGAAAUGAACGACAAUGAUACUAAAGCCGCGAAGGAUAGACACUUGGAUACUGCCGCCAAGUUGAAGAAGAGAAGCGAGCGUUUCAAGCUUCCCCUGCCAGCUGAAAAAGAUUCUACUGCAAUUAAGAAAACGGAGAGCAAACAUGUUGGCAGAAACUGAGCCUUGAUUCAGCCCGAAAGAGGAGAUGGACUAGCAAUAGAAAGGUAAAAGAAAAAAAGUUACUGGACUGAAUUCAUUCUUCAAGUAUUGCAUCUACUACCAUCGCCUUUUACAUUGUCAGAUCAUGAAUGAAUGUUGUAGUAAAUUCUUGCAGCUGGAGAACACUCUGUACAUUCCUUCGGAAAUGCAGUAUUAGUUGGAUAUGGAAUACAAAAUCUAUGCAUUCUUAAUUCUAUAUAUUAUUUUCAAUAAUAAUUAUUGCAUUAAAUGCAAUUUGUGAA